This is a messenger RNA of Populus nigra (black poplar), 750 nucleotides long. RefSeq lists its product as uncharacterized. Gene Ontology annotation, biological process: regulation of systemic acquired resistance. The coding region runs from base 165 to 497 and encodes 110 amino acids. The transcript has a single exon. Lineage: Eukaryota; Viridiplantae; Streptophyta; Magnoliopsida; Malpighiales; Salicaceae. The record is from RefSeq and is a predicted model, not a curated record.
CACGCCCAAAAAAAUAUCUCCCCAUUUUCGAUAACGAUAGCUCCAAUUAACAAUUGCCACGUAGAAAGCUAAGGAUCUGCUCUUGCAAGCGAACAUAUUCGCUCUGUGUAGAUAGAAGAGUCGGUUAAAGAUAAUCUCCGGGCAGAUCACAGUGACCGUGACAGAUGUCGGAGGCGAAGAAGCGAAAACAGGGAGAGUUAAAUGACAAAGUCCCAGACGCACAAGAGGAUAACGGAGGGCAAACUGCAGAAGCCACGAAUGCGGAGGUUGAUGAGUUCUUUGCGAUCCUCGAGAGGAUACACGUGGCAGUCAAGUACUUUAAAGGGGCAAAUGAGGAUCGCCGUAAGCUCGCGGAGGUAAGAUCGCUGGAGAGUGCGUUGGAAGUUGAAGGUAGCGGCAUGAAAGUUAGCGACAUUAAGAAGGAGGGGGAGGGUGUAGAGGAGAACGUGGGCUUCGAUUUGAAUGCGGAUCCCGAACCAGAGGAAGAUCCGGCUUAGAUGGGUCUUCUUUGGGUUCGGUUUUUAGCUGCUCUACUAUUAUUCUUAAUAAUAAUUAUUAUUAUUCUAGUUCUAUGAUUUCUUUUUCUUUUGUUGCAUCCAAUGUUUAAAGAAAUGCAUAAUUAUCUGAUACUUGUUACUGAUUUGUCGCCUGUGUUAUUGUUUAAUGGGCGAUUAUCCAAUUAACAAAGUGUGUAUUGAAGAGGAUAGCUUCGUGUGAUUAUUAUCAAUGUUAACCUGUUCUUUUGCUGUA